CAUGGUCUCCUGGAUCAUCUCCCGCCUCGUGGUGCUGAUCUUCGGCACACUCUACCCCGCGUACUCUUCUUACAAGGCCGUGAAGACCAAGAACGUGAAGGAAUAUGUGAAGUGGAUGAUGUACUGGAUUGUGUUUGCCUUUUUCACCACAGCAGAAACACUAACAGACAUUGUUCUUUCUUGGUUUCCCUUUUAUUUCGAGUUGAAAAUCGCAUUUGUGAUUUGGCUGCUGUCCCCUUACACCAAGGGCUCCAGUGUCCUCUACAGGAAGUUUGUGCACCCAACGCUCUCCAAUAAGGAGAAGGAAAUUGAUGAAUAUAUCACUCAGGCUCGUGACAAGAGCUAUGAAACCAUGAUGCGAGUUGGCAAGAGAGGGUUAAACCUUGCUGCCAAUGCAGCAGUUACUGCAGCUGCAAAGGGUCAGGGAGUUUUGUCUGAGAAGCUGCGAAGUUUCAGCAUGCAGGAUCUCACUCUGAUUCGGGAUGAGGAUACUGUCCAUUUGCGAAGCCAUGAGCCACAGUUGCGCCCCUCUGCUGGGAGCCUCCUUGAAACCAUUGAGGAUUCAGCUUCCUGUUACUCCUCAGGAGAGGAGAGCAGUGUGACACAGAGAUCUACUGGAAACCCGUCUGAGACUAGAACAGAUCCAUCAGAUGAAGAUGCAGGAGACAAACUGCCUAAACGUACCCAGAGCCUCAAAGCAUCAAAGAAGAUGUCAAAAAGUGAGCUUCCAGUAAGAAGUGUGAAAGCUCGCCCUAAGAAGAAAGCUACAGUCUCUGUUGCUUCUGUUGAGUCAUCCUAAGGAGACCUCCGCAUCCCCAGCAUCUGUCUCUGUCCCAGGAUUUGCCUGUCACCUUCGAGGGGAAGCUUCAAAGGAAGGGAGCUGAGAUUCAUGUACAUAACAGCUACUGCUUUGUAGAGCUCUUUCCAAGGCAAGGGGGAGGCUGAAAUUUAGAAUAUGAAUUAGAGGAUGCAUAUCCUCUGGAAUUUUCUCCUUUUCAUCUUUCUGCUGGAGCGGAUGCCAGUAUGUCUGUACAUAGUCUGUUGCUUUGGGAUUCCCUCUGUAUAACCGUUGUUGAGGAGAAUCUUUGUUGGAAGAACUGACUAGGGUUAGAGACAUCCUUUGUACAAAAACUGGAAAAGAUAUUAGACACUGGAGUUCCACAGGGGUGGGUGGCUUCCCAGAAUGUCAUGUCUUGCUCUGGGUUUCCUUCUGCAGCUGCAUGUUGUUAAGAAGUGCUCAAGAUAAUUCACUCUCCUUUAGAAUGACAAAUACCUGUCAUACUAAGUCCCUUUCACAAGGGGACUGAAGUGAUGUGUGCUGAGUACUUUUGAACAUAAGAAGGACUGGUUUCUUGGAGGAAUGUUGCAGAUUCCAGUUCCUGGUACUGGAAGAUAAGAGUUUGAUUUUUGUUUUAUUUUAUUUUUCCAGAAGGUCACGUGAGGGAAUUGAAAGCUGAGUUACGAAGAAAAAGUUCUAGUAUACACACAUGUGAUGAAGCAGAUACAGGUAUUUGUAAGAGUUAACUUGAGAAGGAAAGUGGGGUAUUCAUAAGGUUUUUGASUUGCUCCUUGAAGCGGCUUGGAUUUUAUUUCAAGUUCUGUUGUUUACUUUAAUAAGAGCACCUGUAAAAACAUCAGUGAGAGAAGGAAAAAUGGGCAGAGGGAAUGCAGGAAGGGAGUGUUUGAACUCUGUAUUGUCCUGAUGGUUAUUACCACAAAUUAUCUCAUUAUCCUGAUACUGGGGAAAGAAUAGCAUUAAUACAGCCU
Molecule: messenger RNA, 1767 nt
Organism: Nothoprocta perdicaria
Lineage: Eukaryota; Metazoa; Chordata; Aves; Tinamiformes; Tinamidae
Gene: REEP2
Product: receptor accessory protein 2
Exons: 8
Coding region: 2-799 (265 amino acids)
Biological process (GO): endoplasmic reticulum tubular network organization
Cellular component (GO): endoplasmic reticulum membrane; endoplasmic reticulum tubular network; cytoplasmic microtubule
Molecular function (GO): taste receptor binding; microtubule binding
Source: RefSeq, a predicted model, not a curated record